Molecule: messenger RNA, 1934 nt
Organism: Ascoidea rubescens DSM 1968
Lineage: Eukaryota; Fungi; Ascomycota; Saccharomycetes; Ascoideales; Ascoideaceae
Product: ferric reductase family protein
Exons: 1
Coding region: 168-1811 (547 amino acids)
Biological process (GO): intracellular iron ion homeostasis; iron ion transport; copper ion import
Cellular component (GO): plasma membrane
Molecular function (GO): ferric-chelate reductase activity
Source: RefSeq, a predicted model, not a curated record
CAACUUUAUUGCAUAAUAAAAAUAUACCAAAUCAUUUAACUCCCUUCUUUUUUUUCAAUUCGCUUAAAAACAAUUUCUUCUUCAAAUUUUUCAAUUCGAUUUUAUUUCCAAACAAAAUUGAGAGCAUUGUGUUAGUUUUAUAUUUUUUUUUAAAUUUCUUUUUCUUAAUGUUUGACUAUAAAUUUAAUAAUAAUAGCCAACUUUUUGGUCCAAAGGUUUUCCAAGUUACAAGAUUUCUAGCUGAUAGAGCAGGGAUAUUAGCUUUUGCUCAUUUGCCUUUAUUAAUACUAUUAGCUGGUCGUAAUAAUUUAACCAUUUUAUUGACUGGAUUACCUUACAAAUCAUUAAUUAUGUAUCAUAAAUGGACAUCAAGGAUGAUGUUUUUGAAUUCAACAUUUCAUGGAAUCUUAUACUCAUUAAUUGAAAUAAAAAAGGGUUCAUACUUGAAAAGCUUUAAAACUGAUUACUUUUUUUGGGGAGUCUUUUCAACAAUAGUUUGUGGGAUUUUAAUGUUUCAGUCAUUACAUUUUUUCAGAAACCAUUAUUAUGAAAUUUUUCUUUAUGGGCAUAUAUUAUUUGCAGGAAUUUUUUUUCUAUUUAUUUAUUAUCAUUGCAAAAGACUUGGAUGGCAUGGAUAUAUUCAUCUUUCAGUAUUAUUUUGGGCAUCAGAUCGAGUUAUUAGAAUUAUAAAUAUAAUUAGAUUUGGUUUUCCAAUUGCUAAAAUAAGAUAUCUUAGUGAUGACACAUUUAAAGUUACAAUAAAAAGACGAAAAAACUGGAAACCAUUUCCUGGUUGUUAUAUUUUCAUUUAUUUCUUGAAGGGCAAAAAUUUUUAUCAAUCACAUCCAUUUUCAAUUAUUGAUUCAAUACUAAAUCCCAAUGAAAUUACAAUUUAUAUCAAAAUUAAAGAGGGAAUCACAUUCGAAAUAGGAGAGAUGUUGAAAAAAAGUAUAAAUAAUAAUAAAGAAAUCAAUAUAAGAGUAGCAGUUGAAGGGCCAUAUGGACAUGGCCCAAAUUUCAAAAAUUAUAACAAUAUAUUAUUAAUUGCAGGUGGUAAUGGUAUACCUGGUCCACUAUAUGAUGCUAUAAAUAUGAUUAAAAAAGAUGGGUAUAAAAAUUUAAGAUAUAUUAAAUUAAUUUGGGUGGUUAAAAAUUUUGAAUCAAUCAAGUUUAUUUACCCAGAGUUAUUGAGACUUAUUGGCAUUGAUAAUAAUAAUAAUCAAAAUAAAAAAAUAAAUACAAAUAGAAUGAAGAAUUUAGUUGAUAUUGAAAUUUAUAUGACUAGAGUCUCAAAUGAACCAAUAUUUUCAAAUACUGAAACAAGUGAUAAAAAUGGAAGUUUGAAAAGUUUUAAAAAAUUGGAUUCAUUAAUGAAUGAACUGAAUACCUCAAAAUUUGAAUUAAACGAUGAUUUUGGUAAUAAUAGUAGUAGUAAUUUGGCAGCAAUGGAUAUUACCGAUGAAUCCAAUUUAAUAACAAACUCCAAUUCCAAUUCCAAUAUCAAUCUAGUGGAUCUUGAUUCGUUACUAAAUAAUGAUGUCUAUGAGAUUAAUGAGGACAAUUUUAAACCAGAAAACUUGAAUCAAUAUAAAAUACUCAAGAAAAUUGGACAAUAUGUGACAAUAAACUAUGGAAAACGACCCAACUUUGAGGAGAUUAUACUCCAAAACUUCAAGUAUACAAAAGGAUCUAUUUGUAUAGUUACUUGUGGCAACUCUUCGAUGUGUGAUUCAUUAAGAAACAUUGUUGCAGAGAAUGUCAGUAAAUGUAGCUACCAAGUUGACUUUUUUGAAGAGUUACAAGUUUGGUAAUAAAAGUUAAUGAUAAUGCAGUUGUAGAUGCAGUUUAGAUGGGUUUCUGGGUUCAGUGGAAUGCGUUUUUUAGUUUUUUCAGUAUAUAUUAGGUAGGGUUUAGUUAAUUGAAAUUUUUUUGAU